This is a messenger RNA of Phytophthora nicotianae INRA-310, 1837 nucleotides long. RefSeq lists its product as hypothetical. The transcript has 2 exons. Bases 436 to 1707 code for a protein of 423 amino acids. The record is from RefSeq and is a predicted model, not a curated record. Lineage: Eukaryota; Oomycota; Peronosporomycetes; Peronosporales; Peronosporaceae.
CACCGUAGUAUUCUUCAAGAGCAGCAAAACAGAAAAUGGAAUUGAACCUUAUCAUUUCGAGGCGUGAGGCAUUCAAAUCUACGCGGCACGCCGACGACCCAGUCAAAGCCGGUCUCACUUCCAGAAACGCGUCUUGGCUGACUUGUUGUCUGUGAUCUCGCCUUUUCUCUAGUCUCCAUCUGGCGUUCGCUUGGUGUUUGCGUUCGACUCGACAGGCUCCGCGUCGUCUGCGUUGGAACUGCGAGCAGCUCAACAUUCGAGCAAAGAGGGGCUGAGUUUCUUCAUUCGCUCCACUCGCCUGUACAAUUGAAAUCGCCCCGUGUUCGUCAAGGCAAUCACCUGCUGUGUCCUCCUUCGUCUACGCCGAGCGCUUCAACACCGCUUCAACUCGGCCACUCAUAUUGACCACCUUUAUAUACUGUAACCAACGGUCCCAUGUUUGCCAAGCCACGCGUGUACCUGGGAGACGAGGAACGUCGCCGCAAGCAGCGCGAUCUUAAGCGGCGGUACCGUGAGCGUCGCAAAAAUGACGUGCAGACCAUGCAGCAGCAGGUGACGCAGCUGGAGGCUCGAUACGACGCGCUGCUCCAUGCGCAGCAGCAAACGGCCAUGACGUCGCGUCGGGCGCCCUCUCAUCUGGAACAGCAGUACGCGGCUGCCACGAACGAGCUCAACUCGUUGCGGCGCCAGAUCGCAGUGACCAAGCAGAAAUUAGCAGAGUUCGACGGCUUUGCGUCUUCAUUGGAAGUGUAUCUGACCGACUUUGAGGCUCCGUCAGCCGUCACUGCAGCUUCAUUGGCUUCGGGUGCUGCCAAGAGCUCCUUAUUGAUGGCACCGUCACUUCCCAGCCCGACACCUGCAGAAUCGCGCGCGCGACUGACCGAAGAGGAAUGCCAGGAAAUGAUCAAGAAGUGCUACUAUGAAAUCUUCGACCGUCGAUUCCGUGGCCAAUGUCUGAGCUCGGGUAUGCACAUGUUGGGCUGGGAGGAUCAAAUGUUUCUGGACGGUACGACGCUGCAGUUCUCCAUGUCAAAGCAAGUGACGGGCAUGUCGGCCAAUACGCUCAUGCAGAAGACGUGGGAUAUCGUGACUACAGAGCAACACAUGCGUACGAUUCAGUAUUCGACUCUCGGAGUCAAGGUCCUGCACAAGAUCAACGAUGAUACGCUGGUUAUCCAGCGCUGCGUGCACCACCCGCAACUCAAGACUGUCAACUGGAACAAUAUGGUCAUGUUCCGCUUGCGUAGUCCUCGUGGAUAUGUGGUCGCGUACCAGACUAUCAACCAUCCAGCGUAUGCUGAGGGAUACACCGAGUAUUUCACAGGUCAUGAGGACAUUGUGGCCGAGGAUCUACAGCCCAAAUUCUCUCGUGUCAAUACGCUCCAGUGGUUCCUCUUUGAGGAGGAUGACAACCUCGACUUCGACAUGGACAGUGGAGGUUCUGACCUCGAGUUACUUGGCUCCAGUGACAGCGAAGACUCCUUGCCAAGCAUUAAGAAGGAAUCUUUACCGAGAGGGAGGAGGGGCCUUGUACAGACGCAUCCUUAUCCAGACGCUCAGCGUCGUGUUUCCGGUGGCGUCAAAGUCUCAUUUGGAGGCAAAGUGGACAACCGAGACACGUCGUAUGCCCGCUUUUACAUGUUCGAGGUGCUCACGUACAUCAUCCGCUGGGAAAACGCGGUGGGUUCUGCGCGACUCACAUUUUAAACACCUCGAAGGCAAUCAAGUAACUUUGCGUAAUUAAAUUAACGAUCAUAAAGGCAUGGUAUCAAGUAAAGGCCCUUGAUGUUGAAUUGCAGUCUAUUUAACCGUUUGAGCUAGUAAUUUAAUGCUAACU